Mizuhopecten yessoensis (Yesso scallop) is the source of this 2973-nucleotide messenger RNA. Its product is annotated as inhibitor of apoptosis protein-like. Gene Ontology annotation, cellular component: spindle microtubule; nucleus; cytoplasm. The record is from RefSeq and is a predicted model, not a curated record. The transcript has 6 exons. NCBI's taxonomy places the organism in Eukaryota, Metazoa, Mollusca, Bivalvia, Pectinida, Pectinidae. Gene Ontology annotation, biological process: regulation of cell cycle. Bases 311 to 2767 code for a protein of 818 amino acids.
CUUCAAUGACUCAACGUAGAACAGUGUAUAUAGUAGUGAUGAAUGCUAAAACGUAAGUGAUGGUAUUUUGUUGUGAUAGACAGGCGAAGUGUACCUCCAUUCAUCUUUGCUUAAAAGCCUCAGAAAUACCACAUGAUACAUGAGACACCAGGGACUACGGAGGACAUUACCAUACCACAUUGAAACAUCGACUUAUGAUCAACAGUCUCCAUAAACACCUUCGUGUUGUUAUGUGUCCAGCACCUGUGUAUUUAAAUUGCAACAUCUGGGAUUGAUACGCAAAGAGUUUCGACCCGAUCUGACCAGAAACAUGACGUUUACACAAUCCCCUGGCUGUAUCUGUACUGAAGAUGACAUUCGGAUCCAUAACUCUCGUAGUGUGGAAAUUUCAGGUCAACAACAACGUCGGCCAACGUUAUGUCGUGUUAGCACUUCCGGUCAGUCAAAACUGUGUGAGUUGGUGUUACCGAAAGAAGAAAACAAACAUGAUAAUGAAAGAAUCAACAGACUAGACCAAGGCAUACUUGAACUGAAGACAGAGUUGAAGCAAAUUUGUAAAACAGUAAAUAUUCCACCGAGAAAUAAUAAAAUUGUUCCAAAGAAAACCGUGUCACAAAGGCGUAAUAGGAAGUCUAUAUUCAUGGUGACAGUGACAGAUGAAAAGCAAAGCUUAUAUCUGGAACCAAAGACAUCGGUCAGACACAGAAAAGCUAAGAAAGACAGCGGUCUUGUGAAAAACCUAAAAUUCUCGCUAAAGAGAGCAAAGCAGUGGUCGAUUAUUCACAAAGGUGAUCAUGUAAAGGAAAUGAAGAAACGAAAAAGAACUAGGGACAGGAAAGUUAAGUCUGAUGUCAUCAAAUCUCUUAAAGGGAACUGGAAGAACACAAACAUAACGGAGAAAGAUCUAGAUCAGAAAGGAAAGAAGAAAUCGUUACAUCACUCUAAACUCCAAAGUCUUGUUCGAAAAUGGCACACACAACCAGAUAAACUUUGUAUUUACGUGUACCCAAUUUCGAGAAGUCUCGAUCCGUACUUUCAAAGUUUGGAGAAUGGGAAUACGAGUACAACCGAAUCUUCCAUGCAAAUCGAAUGGCUACGGUUAAAUUCUUUCGCAAAUUCAUCGCACAGUAUGCAGGUCCGUCCAAUAUUUCUAGCGAGAGCCGGAUUUUAUCAUAGUGGGCAUGCAGAUGAAGUAACAUGUUACUCCUGUGGAUUAUCACACAGAAAUUGGCGUUUAGGUGAUGACCCCUACCGACUACACAGAACUUUGUCACCGAACUGCAGACAUAUGGCAGGAAACGAUGACACAAACAUCCCGAUACCACGGGAAGAGGCGUCGACACCUAAUAAUCAAACAUUCCAAGUACAGGAGAGAGCAGAAUACAGCAUUGCAGGACUGGAUAGUUCCCCUCUGCCUGAAAACCCCUCGCUGCCUAGUCAGGAAACGGAAGAAUUUCAACCUAACACAGGAAUACAAUCAGCUGUUGUCCAGGCCAACGUAACUCAAUCAUCAGAAAACAUGUUUAUUAAUGCUGAUCGACCUCUACCAGAUGUCAGGUCACCAGAUGGUAACAUCCAAGUUAAUUCAGAAAGGCAGUCUUACAGACAGCAACUGCCCGACUAUCAGCAAAGACAAGGGUGUGUACAAAAUGGCACAGCACAUUCCAAUGCAUCAACAACGCAUAAUCAAAACACUCAGAAUGUGCCAAGCGUCGAAAAUAGAUUAAAUGACCAAACGACACAAGGACACAAUGGCAUUCCAAGAAUAAUGCAUGGAACAUCAAAUAGACCGAACCAAACCUCACCAAACGGAACGGUGAACGGAACGUGGAGACAAAACAUUCAGACGCAGAGAACCCAACAGAGAACCGAUACAGAUGUCAGCACCUCUACAAUGAAAAAACUGGCGCCACUUGGUGUCAACUUUGACAAACCAAAGUACCCAGCCUAUGCGGUGUUGCCGGUGAGAAUGAGCUCUUACAGCGGUUGGUCGGCCCCCCAGACGCCUAACCUGAUGGCUGAGGCGGGAUUCGUGUACGCCGGCUAUGCUGAUUACACCCGCUGCUUUUUCUGUGGUGGUGGCCUACGUAACUGGGAGGAAGGAGAUGAUCCAUGGAUUGAGCAUGCGCGAUGGUUCCCAAAAUGUGCUUACCUACGUCAAAACAAAGGACUGGAAUUUAUUCAGCUGGUACACGAACAACUGGAUAGAGAGGAAGGGAAAGCGACCAACACAAACCAGAUCAAGGAGAUGUCCGGCUUACUUAUUCAAGAUCAAGGGCAGACAAACGACAUGGAGGCUAUACGCUCAUUACCAGCCUACCAAAGUCUCAUUGAGAACGGUUACCAUCCAAAAAUGAUCAAUAUAGCUGUAAGGAAUCUCCGUAAGAAAGGAGAACAAACCAUUGAAGCUAUCGCUAUAGUGGAGGAGAUCUACCGGCUGCAGGAUACAGACGAUCAUUGUAUAGAUGACGUCAUAAACGACGUGGAUGACGACAACAAUGACAACAAUAGACCCUGCCACAAUACACCUCACCCCGAUGUUCCGGAACCGAUUGAUCAGGAAAUGAAAAAAAUCAAUGAUCUGAUGGAGGAGAACAGAAGCCUGAAGAGACAGAAGCUGUGUAGGAUCUGUGAAGAGGAGGACGCUUCUAUCGCGUUUCUACCCUGUGCACACCUUGUCUGCUGUCAGGUAUGUUCUCAGGCUGUCCGGAGAUGUCCUGUAUGCGGACAGAUCAUCCAAGGAACGGUCAAGACCUGGCUUGGGUAAAGGACGAAUCAACCAAGGAAUGGUCCAAUCCUUAAGGACGAAUCAACCAAGGAAUGGUCCAAACCUUAAAUCAACCAAGGAAUGGUCCAAACCGUAAGGACGAAUCAACCAAAGAAUGGUUCAAACCGUAAGGACGAAUCAACCAAGGAAUGGUCCAAACCGUAAGGACGAAUCAACCAAGGAAUGGUCCAAACCGUAAGGACGAA